Magallana angulata is the source of this 2596-nucleotide messenger RNA. Its product is annotated as noelin-2-like. Lineage: Eukaryota; Metazoa; Mollusca; Bivalvia; Ostreida; Ostreidae. The coding region runs from base 554 to 2014 and encodes 486 amino acids. Gene Ontology annotation, biological process: signal transduction. The transcript is spliced from 2 exons. The record is from RefSeq and is a predicted model, not a curated record.
GACGACUGCAGACAUAAUGAAUUAUUGAUAUCAUACAUAUAAUUUGGAUCAAAUGGAAAUAAGCACCUUUGUGUGGUGUGAUUUGGAAGCGUUUCUAUAACCUGAUAUCGGGCAUCCCAGUCUAUAUGAACCGACGAACCGGAUUCUGGGCGGGCGAUAAUCUUAUCAUAAUUCAUUAUUUGUUAAUUAUUUUCUCAUUGACUGCUCUCUGUGGAUUUGAUCUCGAGUUGCUCCUUGGAUAGUCCGCAAACAGCUCUGUGGAUAUUGGCCAUUAUUCAUACACGGGAGGUGACAUAUGAAAUCCCAGGGACCCGUAUUUUCUCACGUCGCGAAAUUAAACAAUCAAAUUAGGACAUGGAUUUCAAAUUGGCUUGAAUGUGUACAACAGAUGACUGAGAUGGGGGACAGUAAUUGAAUAUUUACUCGACUGAAAGGAAAUAACCCCUACAGAGCUCUCAGCUUGUUGUGUUUUCAAUUGAUGUUAUUUGUUUAACGAACGGAGAACGGCUCUUAAUUUCAUCAUCUGAGAUGUAACGGUCCGCAAGAACAGACGAUGGAGUUCUAUAUUUGGGUGUUUUUAGCUUUUAUACCGUGUGUGUACAGCUCUAUACCGGUGAAGAACGACAACUGUACCUACUUGUUUGACAUGGAGAGGAACUCCAUUAAAGUCACUUGUUCCAAAAAUGUGACCGUCACAAUCCGCGGCAAAGGGAACACUAAGUUACUGACCGGCAAUGACCUAGCAAUGCGGUACUGGUUCGAGGCCAACCAAAACGCUCACAACAACAAAACCAUACGUUCUGGAAACUUUAACACGAAGGCUCUGAAUAAACUGAAAGGCGCCAAUCGGAUUCUGCGAAAAACCAAAAAGAUUCUGGGUAAACGGUUAGUUGCUCUAAACGUGACCUCCGGGGACCUGGAAGAGGGGGACGUAAAAUUGAAAAACGAUGUCGAAAUUUUGCAAAGGUAUCCCCCUGGGUCCAUAUUCGCUCACCAGUCCAUUGUCGCGGCCAUUUUGAAUCAGUACAAGUAUCUGCAGAUGGCGAUGCUGACGCAGAACAACGAAAUGAAACAGGUCGUCAAGUCCAUGACGUCAUUAGUUUCGGCCACCCAGAAGUCCAUCCGUAGUGUUAUGACGAUGGGCGAGGAAUUGCAAGAGCAGCUGGUUCUUCUCAAUACGGCACUUGUUCGUUGUAAUAUGACAAUCGUCAACAAGCAAAAAGACUACUGUCCCCGGAGACUGACGGCUAUCUACCCCUCCACAGACCGAGUGGUCAAGGUGGGAAUCACUGUGGGCGCCAUCAUGAAAGAUCCAGUUCCAGCCGGUUUGUACUGGGUGACGUAUGACUUCAGUGACAUCAACCAACUGGUCGGGUAUAGGACGCUUGAGGACUUUGAACUGGACCUUUCCCCUGAAAGACGAAAGCUUCCCUUUUUCUGUGAAGGUACUGGUCAUACGGUGUACAAGAAUCAAUUCUUUUGUCAAAAAAUGAUGACGAACAAAAUAGUGCGUUACAAUCUCAUGGAAUCUCGUUGGUUGGGAGAAUUAGAACUUCCGGGAGCCGGUGCGCAUGGUGCUUUUCCUUACCAAUCGGACCGGUUUAGCGACAUUGACUUUGCAACGGAUGAAUACGGACUCUGGGUAGUAUAUGCUUCCUCGGCGUCUAACGGGAACAUUAUGAUCAGUAAGAUUGACGAAGACAAUUUCACGAUAUCAGAAACCUGGACAACUUUGAUACCCAAACGAACUGUUGGAAACACUUUCAUGAUUUGUGGUGUUCUGUAUGCAACGGAAUCUUACACAAAGUCGCCAACGUUUAUAAAGUAUGUGUAUAAUACCCAAACUGGAGGCAACAAAGAACUUCAGAGCACAGAGCUUCCGUUUUCCAAUACGAUAAGGAAUGAGUUUGUCUCCAACUAUAUGCUUGACUAUAACCCGCUUGACCGGAAGUUGUACACUUGGAAUCACGGGAGAAUUGAAAUAUAUUCAACUAUGUCCGCAACAACGGAUUAGCAAUAAAUUUCAUAUUUUUAGAAGCAUUGGGGAGGGUGUCGGGGCAGAUAUUACAAGUCGUUUUAUCUUUUUUUAGGGUUUUGUAUUUUAUCAUUCUUACUACAUGUAGUUAUAUCUAUGAUAUGGUGUAUUUAUGUGUGGGUAAAGUGGACAUGAAAGAGACUAUUGAUUAGCGCAUCGUCAAUAAUACAUACACCGGCUCCCCUCAACAGUACCCUUAUCGUACUGUGUGUUAUCGGGAGUGAUUUAUGAGGGUACUAUCUCUAAUUGCAUUCCCUCGAAUUAAUUUUUUUUUUGCUACACACAACACAACACAAUGGUACUUUUCUGCAAUGACUCCAUGAGGAUUUAGAUUCAUUGUGUAAUGUUUCCGUAACAUCUGUUCGAUAUAGAAUAGCAUCCUUUGUUUUUUGUAACUUGUAAAAGUGUAUGUAAGGAAUAAUUUAAGUGCAUUCACUGUUAUUAUUUUUGUUAGAUACUUGGUAAUACAAUAGUAGUGGAAGGCAAUGAAUUUAUGCAAUGACUCCAUAAAAGGAUUUUGGUUUCAUUAACAUCUGUUCAAUAAAGAAUUUUAUUCCAUUU